AUGCAAAGUCUAGACCGCGCCUCCAGUCUCUGCCUUCCAUUCAAAAAGCAGCGUCAUUUGAACAGACCGGCCAGCAAGAGCGCCGGACAUUCAGCUCAGCGUAUCACUAUAUAUGGCCUAUCUGGCACAGGAAACACGCCCCCAGUAUUCUACCUAAUCCAUACCGCCGCCGAGAGCUGCAUAAUGACAGACUAUGCGAAAGCAUCACAGUGGCCCAUUCCGGGGCUAUUGCCUCUGUUCACUGCCGCCAUCGAUGCUGUAGGCACAUGUCCAUCUGCAAGAGAAGAAGUCCUAGCCAACAUCUGCAUCGACGAAAAGGCUUUUGAGAGAGAGCCUUCCUUUGCGUCUGGUGGUUCGUUCCAAGUCAUGCGAAGCCGACCAAACACACUCAUAAAAUAUGUCGAUUCUCGGUUCAAAAUGACCACCAUCCAUAGACUGGCCAUGCUCCAUCUCAACGACGUUGUCCUCCGAGUCCCAAAGAGAACGGUGGAUUGGAACUCCAAGGAUGGCCGGGACCUCUCAGAGUCUAUAUGCACUGAAAUCGCGAUUCUCAGAAACGAGCAUCUCCGGAGGCAUGAGAACAUCACGAACAUGGUUGGUAUCUGCUGGGGGGUAGAUAACGACCGCGCUAUAAUGCCUGUUCUUGUGUUGGAGACGGCCCAAGGAGGUGAUUUAUGCAAAUAUCUUGCUUCAGCGGCGCUUGAUGCAAGAGAUAGGCUACGUCUGGCAAUCCAUUGCUUUCAAGGCUUGCUAGCUCUUCAGACCGUCGGCGUCAUCCACGCAGACUUGAAACCAGAAAAUAUCCUGGUUUUCAUCGACGAAAAGGGCAGGCCAUGUGCAAAACUCACCGACUUUGGCUGCUCCCUUCUGGUUACCAACAUACAUGAACCAAUCCAGCUCAAAUCAGGAACUGCCUUAUGGCAAAGUCCCACAGUUUUGCAGGCCAUCGGCGCUCAAGGCUUACUUCAAGCUGAUAUCUAUUCUUUGACGCUCGUGGCAUCGCUUUUAUUGGUUGGCCCUUUCAUGAGCACGGUGUUUGAUCAAGCAGAUGGGUCAGGUGAUGGUGUUGAGUCGCUACACAAGCUCAAAGCAGACGACGGCGCCCUCGCAACCUUUAUCAGAAUGCAGAAGGACACUAAUGAGUCGUCUGGUCCACAUGUCUUCACGGACAGAGUUUCGGGUCUCAUCUCCGAGUUCUUCGAUUCAAUGCUCUCCAAUGAAGAUGAGCUUCAAGCUGGAGCUGCACUACCAGUCGAGUUACUGAGGACUAUGCUCCACCAGGAGAUUGUAACAGCCAUUAAAGAGGAUCCGCAAAUGUUUGAGACUUUUGAUCUGCUUGAAGAGGAGGUUUAUUUCAGCCACUGUGUAGACAUACCUUUGGCCCAAGCUGAGGACGUAGCAUGCAAUUCCACUGUGGCUACAGACAGGCAACAGGAGCUCGAUCCCGAACCAGUCAUACCAGGACUUCAUCAGUCUUAUCCAGAACCAUCACAACUAUACACAAAAGAGAUAAAGCUGGGGGUGGAGGAAGAGGGACAUAUAACCCUGGUCCCUCUAGCAGAAAGGACAAUUUCGAUCAACGCAUACUUUAGCAGACUCAGACGACUUCCCGGCCGAGUCACCACCGCAAUAAUCACUCAGAUACGAGAAAUCGCCGAUUCAGACUCAUACUGCGAAACCUCACGGUCCCUCGCGGCGUAUGCAAUGGCAACGUGGCUCAUUGGUAUUCACCGGUCUGCUGCCACUUCAGCGCCAUCACUUCGCGAAGCCGGACAAUAUCUUCUGACUGCUGCCAAGCUGGGACAUGAAGACGCUCGCGCUUCGCUAGGACAGGCACUGGCUUGGAUAGGGAUGCCGAAUCCUAUAGAUCCAAAGGUUGAAGAGGGUUGGCUAUACGAUUUGGCUCUGCAUGGAGAUCGGCGUUCUCUGAAGCGAUUGAGCUCAGAAAGACGUGGUGAGGUAUUUCGAGACCAGCUGGUAGCGCUGAGUGCGCGUAUCAGAGAGGAAGCAGAUAUCUCUGCGACUUCGGAUCGGGCUUUGUCGGAAAGCAACCAGCUCGAAGACAGCGACAAAUUGAGAGGCCAGCUCCCGCUCAUCUGCAGAUAUUUGGUCAAUCAGAGCUGGAAUGUCAGCUUGCAAAACGUUCUUGAGCUACCAGGUCUCAACCCCGACUUGUGCACUUCUCUUCUGAUGCAAGCUUGCCAGAAGGGUGACUACAGAAUCGCCAAAGUUCUCAUUGAGCACGAUGCACCACUAAGAGACGAAACCUCCGGACUAACACCACUCCAUUUCCUUGCUCAUUUUGGAGAUGGGGAUAUCCUUCCUUUAGCGCGGCUCCUCACAGAUAAAGGUGCCGAUCUAGAGGCCCGCUGCAGCCUUGCUACUCUAUGCACCGUUGGCCAACUCGAUUUGAAAGACACCCUUACUGAUGCGACGCCCCUUUUAUGUGCAGUAGCGCAGUCGAGCAUAACAGCAGUUUCGGUGCUUGUUUCUCUGGGCGCGGAUCCUUUUAACGGAGCAGAGAAGUAUGAGCCGUACACAGGAACUAUGCCAGCCCAGAAACGUGGGAGGACAUACUCGCCAGUCCACUAUGCAGCAAGACUACACAUGUCGGACGUCCUAGAGGUUCUGUUACCCGAGGGAAAGGAAUAUGAGCAGUUAUUGGAUUGGAUGUGUUAUGAAACGCACUCCCUCAAGGUCACUCCGCUCUGGUGCGCUGUCGACUACUGGUACCAGGGCCUGUACGAUCGGGUAUUACUUCAUGGGAAAGAUCACAUCAAGAGAUGCGAGGAGACAAUCACCUUCCUUCUGAAGCGUGGAGCUCAGGGCCACGUGGUGAAUUGGGAUGUCACCACGCAGGUCAAGCACUCUAUCUUCACGGCAGCGACCUUGUACGGCCAACCGUUUGUGCUGAACCAUCUGAGAUCUUUGGACAUCCAGCCUCUCACAAAGAAUCUCAUCAGAACACUUCAGACUGCCCUCGAUGUCGAGGAUCUAACGGCAGUUGAGUACCUUCUUCCACUUGCUGAGAGAGAAACACGGGACUCUGAGUCAGCCUUUCAGCUUCAAGCAUCGAUUCAGGGGCACAAACUUGCAGACUUCAUCAGUCAUUUGUACGAUAUCAAGGAGCGCCUCGAAUCAAACGCUAGGUCAAAGAUUAAACUUGAUCUAAUCAGGGAUCCACCGCUCCAAGAAACGAUUGGCCCGGAUGUCGGUGAGGAUAUCUUGCAGCAGAAGGCUUCGCAAGGAGGCUUCAAAAUGUCGUUUACGAUACGGCCAGGGCCUGGGGGGCGCAGCAUUAUGGAACCUGUGGGGGAGCCAAGCAUGAUGCCGCCCCAAGGCACGCCUUUACCCAGCGAAGCACAAGAUAGCGACAUUUCUGCCUUUGAGAAGGCCGUCAUGGGCGGCUACGAGGCACGCGCGCGCGAACUGUAUGAGAGCGAGCAAUGUGACGUCUCAUGCCGUCGUGUAGAUGAAGACAGCGAUGAAACUACCCUUCUGGCACGUCUUAUCCGAAAGAGCCGCAAGUACAGCAACUUCGAUAAGCAGAUUCUAUUUCUUCUCGAUCUUACUCCUCCCAGCGACGAAGAGUUCUUUCGUGCGUGUAUACCGUCCGGGUCAACUGACAAUGAAGGGUUAUCUAUUCUUCACAUGUCUGUCAUGCUCGACGAAUGUCCAACAAACUUCAAGCCCCGCGCCCCACGCCAACUCAUCUCUGCCAUCAUUGAGAAGUACCCGGAGUCGGAAUAUCUCAAUGCAGUGAACUCAGAAUUUGGCACUGCUGUACAUGUAGCAGUUGAGUGCGGUAACCUGGAUGCACUGAAGGAACUCGAGGACGAAGACGUGGAGUGGAAUCUUCUUAACUCCUAUGGCGAAACACCUCUCGACAUAACAGCCCGACGGCUACUAAAGGUCCAUGAGUUUCUACAGCAAUGCCGUCAUCUCCAAAGACUAGAAAAGCCGGAUGAGUAUAAGGAAGCUAUUAGUACUUAUCGGACGAAUGAGCAGCGCAUGAAGAGCUUUCUACAAGGGAUGGGGGGCAAGUACGAAAGAUACAAUGGGUUGAUGCACAGGAAGAGUGAAACGGAGUGGGAUCUAGAGAACUUCGCUGUCUCGGGGAGCAUGCAGGUUAACGUUGCGGAACACUUGGCGAUACUUGAAAGCCGUUCGACUGGUAAGGAUGAACCAAGUUUAGCGGCUCAUAUGCGCAAAUUGAGAGCUUGGAGUGAGUUGGGGGUGGAUGAGUGUAUGCUUCACCUUGCCGACGGUACAUCGGUGACUUGA
Molecule: messenger RNA, 4284 nt
Organism: Fusarium tjaetaba
Lineage: Eukaryota; Fungi; Ascomycota; Sordariomycetes; Hypocreales; Nectriaceae
Product: CAMK DCAMKL kinase
Exons: 3
Coding region: 1-4284 (1427 amino acids)
Biological process (GO): positive regulation of transcription by RNA polymerase II; protein phosphorylation
Cellular component (GO): nucleus
Molecular function (GO): ATP binding; transcription cis-regulatory region binding; protein kinase activity
Source: RefSeq, a predicted model, not a curated record